GUGCCUGAAACAGGAUCAGCUGGCAGGACAGGCGUAAAGAACAGACUACAAUUUUAGGAUGUAACAGAAGAUAAACUGAAAGAUAACAGAAGAGUGGGACAAUGGGAAAUCCAGGAUAGAUGACUGUAGCGUGGCAAUAAGAAAAUACUGGCAUGACAUGUGAGGGAAUGAUAAAGAAAUGAUGAGAAUUGGGGAGUGAAGAAAAGAAGGAAGGUAAGGAGAAGAGCAGGAUAAAAGGGGUAGAGGAGGAAAACAGAAGAGGUAAAGGCAGGUGAAGCAGCGAAGGAGAGGAUGAAGUAACCUGACCACACAUAGUGAAAGAAAUGAAAUCAGAUAGGCAAGGAGUGACUAGGAGGUUGGCAAACAAAAAAGGAGGAAAAAUGGAGGGAGGGGGUCUGUAAUCUGACCCUCACUAUAAAGGUGUAUGGUGGUUGUUCAGAGCACUGUAUUCAUAGAUGAAGGGGACACAUAGACAGACUACAUCCUCAGAAGUCACAAUGAAUAUUCCUCUCAAGAUAAAACCCUCCACCCCUAAGCAUGAGUAGACCCCUAAUUAUGGCUCUGAUGCAUUAUCGGGUCCUGCUUAGUUAGAGAAAGACGUAUACUGAAGAAGCUAUAAGGCAUAUUUACCUGUACAGAUAUCUUUAAUAGAACAUCUACUGGUCAUAUUGGCCAAUUCACCGGCAUUUUCCACUGGUUUACAGAAGCAGCACUGCCAGAAGGACCUGCCAGAGAUACCUGCUGGAUAUUACACUGAAGUGACUGGUUAUACCUAACAUCCCUCUGAAUCUAAAUUCCACAGUGACCACCAGGAGCUGCAUCCUGUGUACCCAUCCACACCCUGAAACCUGCCUCUGGUUCUAUCAAAUAUUUCAUCCUGUCCCUGUAUUAUAGUCUUUUACUGAACACACCUGGAUCAUACCUCUCGUUGCAUUCUGUCAAAUAUGAAGCCCAUGCAGAGGUUCUUGCAGUUGCCAGUGACAGCUGUCAAUAUGGUAAAGAAUCACCGAUCAGAGGAGGCAAAGAGCCCUGUUCUGACCCCAGAUGGGGGAGUCCAAACAUUUUACAAUGCACUACAAGCAGAUGAGCUGAAAUUACUCAAAUCUACGAAAGCAGACACCGAAAGCAGCAUGGAAAACAGUGGAUCUAGCUCUCAUUGUCAGCCUGUGCGACAUGAUGACUUAAAAGAAAUGCUGGACAGCAAUAAGGACUCUCUGAAGUUGGAAGCCAUGAAGAGGAUUGUUGCGAUGAUAGCUCGAGGAAAGAAUACGUCAGACUUGUUUCCAGCUGUUGUGAAAAAUGUGGCCUGUAAGAACAUAGAGGUGAAGAAAUUGGUUUAUGUCUAUUUGGUUCGUUACGCUGAGGAGCAACAGGAUCUGGCUCUUCUCUCCAUCUCCACCUUUCAGCGAGGAUUGAAGGACCCCAAUCAGCUGAUCCGUGCCAGCGCCCUGCGUGUUCUGUCCAGUAUCCGUGUGCCAAUCAUUGUGCCAAUUAUGAUGCUUGCGAUAAAGGAAGCUGCUUCAGACAUGUCUCCCUAUGUGCGUAAGACCGCAGCACAUGCUAUACCCAAACUGUACAGCUUGGACUCGGACCAGAAGGACCAACUCAUCGAAGUGAUAGAGAAACUGCUGUCUGACAAAACAACACUGGUGGCAGGCAGCGUAGUGAUGGCUUUUGAAGAAGUCUGUCCUGAGCGUAUUGAUCUAAUCCAUAAGAAUUACCGCAAGCUGUGUAACCUGCUGAUUGAUGUGGAGGAGUGGGGCCAGGUGGUUAUCAUCAAUAUGCUGACGCGAUACGCAAGGACCCAGUUUCUGAAUCCAAAUAAAAAUGAGUCUCUACUCGAGGAAAAUCCAGAGAAAGCUUUCUAUGGCUCAGAUGACGAUGAAGGGGGCAAAGAAGAGAAGUCAGAACCAUCUUCCCUGGUGAAACGCAAGCCGUAUGUUAUGGACCCAGACCACCGCCUCCUCCUCCGCAACACAAAACCCUUACUACAGAGCCGCAAUGCUGCUGUAGUUAUGGCGGUGGCACAAUUAUAUUUUCACCUGGCACCAAAAGCAGAAGUUGGGGUUAUAGCAAAGGCUUUGGUUCGGUUGCUACGCAGUCACAGUGAGGUCCAAUACGUAGUCCUUCAGAAUGUGGCAACAAUGUCCAUCAAGAGAAGGGGAAUGUUUGAGCCAUACCUUAAAAGUUUCUACAUCCGAUCCACUGACCCAACCCAGAUUAAGAUCUUGAAGUUGGAGGUCCUGACAAAUCUGGCUAAUGAGACCAACAUUUCCAUCAUACUGCGAGAGUUCCAAACUUACAUCCGCAGCAUGGAUAAAGACUUUGUGGCUGCUACAAUACAGGCCAUUGGUCGAUGUGCAACUAACAUUGGUAAAGUCCGUGACACCUGCCUGAAUGGACUGGUGCAGCUGCUAUCAAAUCGGGAUGAGCUGGUGGUAGCAGAGUCAGUGGUGGUUAUCAAGAAAUUGCUACAAAUGCAGCCAGCGCAGCACAGUGAGAUAAUCAAGCACAUGGCCAAGUUAACCGACAAUAUUCAGGUGCCUAUGGCUCGAGCCAGUAUCCUGUGGCUGAUUGGUGAGUACUGCGAACAUGUGCCUAAAAUAGCUCCUGAUGUACUGAGGAAGAUGGCCAAGUCCUUCACUAAUGAAGAAGAUAUUGUUAAACUACAAACCAUAAACCUUGCUGCAAAGCUGUAUCUGACUAACUCUAAGCAGACAAAGCUCCUUACUCAGUAUGUUCUGAAUUUGGCCAAGUAUGACCAAAAUUAUGACAUCAGAGACAGAACAAGAUUCAUCCGCCAGUUGAUUGUCCCCGUAGAAAAAAGCGGAGCACUCAGCAAGCAUGCCAAAAAGCUCUUCCUGGCACAGAAACCUGCACCUAAACUGGAGUCUUCAUUUAAAGAUAGGGAUCAUUUUCAGUUGGGCUCCCUCUCUCACCUACUGAAUUCCAAAGCUGUUGGGUACCAGGAGCUCCCGGAUUGGCCGGAGGAGGCUCCCGAUCCAUCUGUGCGCAACGUGGAGGUGAAGGAAGCUGAAGGAGAAGACACUGAACCCGUAGAGAGCCAUAUCAGCCUCCUGGGGAAGUGGAAAGAGGUUCCUGAGUGGACCAAGUGCCCUAGUAGAGAGAAGAGGAAGGAGAGGGAGGAGAAGCCAUUUUACUCUGACUCUGAUGGCGAAUCAGGACCAACUGAAUCCGCAGACAGUGAGCCGGAGUCCGUGAGUGAGUCAGAGAGUGGCAGCGGUAGUGGUUCUGGGUCAGAAAGUGAGGAAGAGGAAGAGAGUGAAGAGGACGAGGAGUCUGAGAAGGAUGAGAAGAAAAAGACAAGGAAGAAAGAACCACCGAGCGAGGGCAGUGAUGAAAGUGAACAGGAGCAGAAGGGGGCCUCCAGGGGGAGAAAAAACCCUGCAAAGACAUCCCAAAAAUCUGCGUCAGAGGACAGCAGCUCGGAGAGCAGCCAGUCUGACAGUGAGUCUUCCUCAGAAGAGGAUGAUGAGGAAGAGAAAGAGGAGUCCCAGCCUGAGCCUAAGAAGAAGAAGAGUUCUUCCGUUACCAAACCAGUAAUAAAGAAGACCAAGGAGUCAAAGGAGAUGUCAUUGCUGGAUCUUGAUGACUUCUCUGCCCCUACUGUUCCACUGGUAACUUCAGGAAGCAUUGGCUCAUCCAGCCUGGUGACUGACCUGGAAGGAUUGUCCUUAACAGAUACGUCUCUGACCCCAACCGUAAUUAGUCCAAUAUUCUCCUCUGGGCGGACCUUUGAGUUGCUGCACCGUAUGACAGGGGAGGGUAUCUCUGUGGAAUAUAUAUUCAGUCGCCAGCCCUUUACUCCAGAUCAUCGGAUGGUGUCCGUGCAAAUGCAUAUUUCUAAUAACUCUGAGAGUGAGGUGCGGAAUAUCCGUAUAUGUGAACCCAAGUUGCUCUCUGGAAUGAGGAUACAAGAGUUCCAGGAAAUAGAAUUACUGCCUCCUGGAGAAAGUGCCACUGUUAUACUGGGCAUUGAUUUCAGUGACUCCACGCAAGCUGCCAACUUCCAGCUCUGCACACACACUCGUCAGUUCUAUGUGUCCAUCCAGCCACCGGUGGGAGAACUCAUGGAACCUGUUUUUAUGAAUGAAAAUGAGUUCAAGAGAGAGCAGGGUAAGCUCACUGGUAUGAAUGAGAUCACAGAGCGGUUGUCAGUGUCUGGGAAAUAUCACAGUGACCACGUCAUAGUACAGAGAGUCAUAUCUGCUGCUAACAUGAACCGUGUCCCAUGCGGUGCUGAUAAAGAAUACAGAUUUGCUGCUAAGACAGUGACCAGUGGAACUAUUGUCCUGGUGACUUUAACUCUGAAGGAAGCUGAUUCAGCAUUGUUGACCAUCAAUAGCGAGAAAAUGGUGAUUGCAACCAUGUUAGCAAAGGACAUUGUGCAGGCACUGACACAGUGAUGUUCCUGAUACACCUAGCAACACAAAGUGACCUUGUGACAUUGGUGUAACCUUUGACACAAGUUCACUGAGAGACUGAUAUGAUGUAUGAGAUGCGUGACCUCUGCUAUGUUUACCACUGCUGAUAACACAAUUUAUUUCAAUAACAGUUUCCCUCCACAAAUCCCAGUAGCUACAGGCUACAGUCUGCAAUAUCCCUACAUUACAAGGAGUGGAAUGGUACUGCACAAAGGUUAGCUUCUUGGGUAUAAAGCCACUUCAAUCGGGCAAUUGUCAUAAGUACAGCAAGUAUUUGCAACAAUGAAACCAAAGCAUUAAAUGAGCAUGGCAUGAAUAUUCUUCUGCCUCUGUAUGAUCGUUGUUCUUCUAGCUAGUUCCUUAUUAAAUAUGACUGAGACUGAGUAUGGCAAUUAAUCAAGAUCUUUAUGUAUCCAGAUUAUUAUUAUGAUUAUGAUUACAGAAUUUGGGCCUGAUUCUGGCUCGCACUCAAAAGCGAAUGCAGCAGCUCCUAUUGGUGGCCGCCGCUAGGGGAGUUUAUGCAGAUGCAGCUUCAAACUCCUUCCCUUGUGUACAUCUGUGCGGCCAAAUGUGCAAAGACUGAGACGCCCGCUUUUAGCUCCCAAGAAUGCUGUAAUACCUAUUGAUGCAUCCUUAUACGUCACUAUCAGGUGCACCAUAACAAAUUGCACCAGCCCUGUGGCAGGUGCAGUUUCUAUGUCUAUCCACGGCCUCCUAUGCUUGAACGCAGCUGCUUGCAUUGACAUGCCUGCGACCCAAAAUAUGCCCACUGAAUGGACCAUUUUUGCGUGCUCCACUAACCACCACACAAAAACGCCCAUGACUUUUCCACCACUUUCUUAUACUGCCUGAAUCGAUUGCAACAGCGCCUCUGCAUGUACACUCUGCAUAACGCAUGCGUUGUAGGGGUUUCCAGAACUUUUGCACAUGUGCAGUUGCAAAUAAAUGCUCAACUAGGGGAAUAUCAGCAUUGCGUGCCUUGAAUGGCCUUCAGUUACAAACCUUGGGACUGUAUGUAGAAUUGUACGGAUGGCAAGAUGUGACCACACGUACAGUAAGUGUGCACCUGGUUUGCUACUAGUCAUAAUCAUCAUCAUUGUGAGUGCAUACUUGCACCACCUAUACCAGGCACAAAAGAUGCACCAGGCAUAUUUACACUUAUUUCUUACUGCGCACAUAGGUGGUCAUUCCGAGUUGAUCGCAGCAGCAAUUUUGUUAGAAGUUGGGCAAAACCAUGUGCACUGCAGGUGUGGCAGAUAUAACAUUUGCAGAGAGAGUUAGAUUUGGGUGGGGUGUGUUCAAACUGGAAUCUAGAUUGCAGUGUAAAAAUAAAGCAGCCAGUAUUUACCCUGCACAGAAACAAAAUAACCCACCCAAAUCUAACUCUCACUGCAAAUGUUAUAUCUGCCCCCCCCCCCUGCAGUGCACAUGGUUUUGCCCAAUUGCUAACAAACUUGCUGCUGCGGUCAACUCAGAAUUACCCCCAUAGUUCUCACUUAACUUUGCCUGUGAGAAUGACUGUUACAGCGCAGUUACAGCUCUGUAGAUGCAAUCAAAUUGCGUAUGACCCUGCAUUGUCCAUACUUGAGUACACUCAGUUACAGAGCAUGUGCAGAGCAAUGACAACGCAAGAUUUGCUCAGUAAACAUGCGUAUGCUCAACUCUGAUGCCCAAGCCUUUAUAAAUAUUGUCCCAGGCAAGUACAGUGUUCCUGCAAGAAAUUAUGGGGCAGAUGUAUUAAGCCUGGAGAAGUGAUAAAGCAGUGUGAUAAGUGGAAGAUGAUCACACACCAGCCAAUCAGCUCCUAACUGCCUUUUUUUAAACCACAUCCACUCGCAGCGACUAAUGACACUGCAUUACUGUCUGGUGCAUCUUUCCAAACUGGCACCAGCCCUAUGUCAGGUGUAGUUUCUCCGUCUGAGUAUGGCCUCCUGUGUGAGUGGCUUGGUGCCUCGGUACACAACCGCUCUCAGCGACAUGCCAGCGACAGUCCCAUAAGAUAUAAAAUCUCCAUGCAUCUAUUUAGCCACCCCUUGUUCUCUCCCAGUCACCGUUCUGGAACACCUCUUACAUUUCAUUUAAGAGCUACUGUGCUCUUAAAUUAGUUCCGUGACUCUGUACUUACAUAAUCGGGACGCAUGCGCAGGGUGAAUCAAAUGCAUAUGCUGACCAAAAACAUUGCGCCACUGUAUCCAACAUCCCAGCUGCAAUUAUCAUUAAGUGUAUGGUACUUAAUGAUCGUUCACAGCCUGAAAACAGCUGAAAAAGAGGAUGGUUCAUUUGGCUUUCAAAUCUGUUCAAUCUACCCGACCAUUGUUAAGCCAACUGCAGGCUGUGAAUGUAAAACACCUGCAUACAUCGUGUAGCGCAGACCUGGCCAACCUAUGGCUCUCCAGCUGUUGUUAAAUUGUAAGUCCCAGCACUGUUAGGGAAUGCUAAAACUGUGGCAAGGCAUGCUGGGAUGUGUAGUUUCACAACAGCUGGAAAGCCACAGGUUGGCCAGGUCUGGUGUAGUGUGUGGAGGCACUCUAACUACUGGGCAGUUCGCUUCUCCCCUGUCCCUGUCAGCUGGUCUUCUUAAUGUGCCGUGUAUGGCAAGCAAAGGUCCUAACUGUAGAAGUUAAUACAUUCAGCUCUCAGUAAUAAAAAUAUCUCUGUUGUAGACACCUAUAUUAAUGGUAAUAACUAAGCGAUGAUCCCUCAGUUGAUGCAGCACACUGAUUAGGUGUUACAGUGUGACAGUUGUAGAUUAUUUUCUCCUGAAGUGACUUGAGUGGCUUCUUACUGCCUUCUAGUCCAGUGUAUUGUACUGUUUCCAGUGUAAGUAAUUACAUUUAUUUAUUCAUUUUUGUUGACAUAAUAAAGUCCAAUGUGAACAUCCAAAA
Pseudophryne corroboree (corroboree frog) is the source of this 7330-nucleotide messenger RNA. RefSeq names its product adaptor related protein complex 3 subunit beta 2 (gene AP3B2). Gene Ontology annotation, cellular component: membrane coat; AP-3 adaptor complex. The record is from RefSeq and is a predicted model, not a curated record. Gene Ontology annotation, biological process: vesicle-mediated transport; intracellular protein transport; anterograde synaptic vesicle transport. The transcript has 28 exons. Bases 945 to 4427 code for a protein of 1160 amino acids. NCBI's taxonomy places the organism in Eukaryota, Metazoa, Chordata, Amphibia, Anura, Myobatrachidae.